Molecule: messenger RNA, 21020 nt
Organism: Cuscuta europaea
Lineage: Eukaryota; Viridiplantae; Streptophyta; Magnoliopsida; Solanales; Convolvulaceae
Source: the annotation of a GenBank genome assembly
GUAAUUUUAUCCUCCCCAAGAGGGAACAUCAAAAUGACCACAAAUAUGAGUGUGUAUAAGCUCUAACAAUUGAGUGCUUCUCAUGGACGCCUUCUUUAAUGUGUGUUGGUUUGCUUUCCUUUAAUGCAAUCAACACACACAUCUCAGUCACUAAAAUCCAAUUGAGGUAAAAUUUCAUUCUUAACUAACCUCAUUACCCUAUCUUUGGAAAUAUGACCGAGACGUUGGUGCCACAAGAAAUCCGAGUCCGCAUCUAGUGCACUACGCUUAACUCCCACAUUAUUUUCAACAUUAAAUAGAGAUUCAGUAAAUUUCAGAUCAAGAUUAAAACGAUAUAGCUAGGGAAUCAACCAACACACCAGGUCCAUAAAUAAAAUUAUCCUUCAAUAAAGAAGAGGUAUUGUUCCCAACCUUGAUAUGAAAUCCUAAAACACCUAACCUACUAAUUGAAACAAGAUUUCUAGCAAAAUCAGGCACAUAAAGACAAUUAUCUAGAUCUAAAAGACAUCCAGUGUCUAAGAUCAAUCUAUAGGUCCCUAUGCCUUCGAUGUGUGCUUUCAUCCUAUUCCCCAUAAAUAGAAAUUUUUCAUUUCCCCUUAUUGGUUGAAUGGACUUAAAUCCCUUCAUAAUGUGAGAAACAUGAGUAGAAGCACAAGAAUCUAACCACCAAGUGUGAUGGAUUAUAGGGGUAUCCAAACUAUAAAAAUGGAGAGAUUUGAGCUAAUGUGAGGAAGAAGAUGAAUGAAUAGUAAUGUGUAUUAGAGUUGUGAUCUAGGGUUUACAAGCUCCAAAUGGAGUAUAAAUAGAGAAAUAAUGGGUCGGGCCGCUAAUAUGGGCCCGAUAAGCCCAACUACAUAAAAGGCUAAUCUGGUACAUACAAAUGAUAUAUGAACUCUACAAUAAUACAAAUGAUAUAAAUGACGUCCGAUAAGCGUGUGUGGGCCAUUGUCCGGGCCCAAUAGUCGUGAGACCCGGGGGUCCGAGUCUAUAUACUCCAUCAAAGUGUUAUUAGGAACUUCUGUGGAAUUUGAUUAGAAACACACAAAACCUAAAUGUGUAUUAAUCUUGCUUGACUUGAUUUGUAACAUGAAUUCCCUAAUUAAAUCGUUUGUGAACGAUAAGAGAUUUAACGAAGCUGCAAUAAUAUACAUGCUUACUAUUAAUGCUUUGAAUUAACUAAUACAGAUUCAUUUUUAGAAAACCUAAACAUAUAUGCUUAAAUCCACCUUUGGGUGCUCCGUAAAAUGAUGCCAAAUAAUAUACAAAAAUAGAGAAUUAAUUAUACAUGAGUAAAUGAGUGUUUUCUAUGGAAAUUCACCCAAUUUAAUCUAAGUAUAAAAAUUGGUCUCUUAAAUUGCAAUAGAUUCCGCAUGAUCCACCUUUUAAUUUGGUGAUCUAUCACUACUACAUUUUUAGGUCUAACGUAUCAUUAUGAAUGUAACAUAUUUAUAAAAGUGUUACAUAUUUAACCUAAUGUAACAUUUGUGAGUGUUUUGAUAAAAUGUUACAUUUUAUGACACAAAUGUAACACUUAUCUGAUUAAAUGUAAUACUUACACAUAUGCAACACAAGAAUGUAACAGUUUGAAGAAAAAUAUUAAGUUUAUAACUAGUAUAUAUAAUACGGAGUAUAAUAAACUAACCAAUGUGUGUAUAUAUUAAGACUUCAGACUUCAUAGUGCUUAUCAAACGGGUAGAUGAACCGUUGUUCGGGUCGGGUAUUAUCGAUUCGAGACGGGUUCGAUUUUUAAAAAUUUCAAACGGGGCGGAUAGGAUACUCCAAUGUUUAGGUUCGGAGCGAUUCCUAUAAUUAUAAGAAACGGGCACCCGACCCGAAUCGUUUUUUCUUUAUAAAAAAGAUACCGAUAGUACAUUUUGUAUACGUAGUAUUUCAUUAAAGGGAAAAGUACGGAAAACAUACUUGUGGUUGGGCCCAUUUUGAGAUAGGGUCAUGUGUUUCAGUUUUUAUUAAAGUGGUUCAUGUGUUUGAAUCCAUUAUCACAAGAGGGCCACGCCGUUAAAAACGCCUAAGAAAGACGGUUAAUAGUAACUUCGAUUUUCAAAAUUGCCUGGAGAAUUAUAAGAAAAAUACCGCAAGGUGCGCCUCGUCAAGAUGACGUCCAACCCACCUUCGCCUUUGGAUUUUUUGGAUCUGUUUGAAUUAUUUUUUAAAAUUGAUUUCAAUAAUAUAUCUUUUCCGGUGGACUUUCCGCUGAUAAGGGUGGCUGAAAACAAAAACGAAAGAAGCUCUAGCGGUAGUCUUGUUGAGGCGCACCUUCCGGUAUUUUUCUUUUAAUUUUUUAGGCACUUUUAAAAAUUAGAGUUACUAUUAACCAUUGAUGGAUAGUAUACCCGGGGGGUAGCUUAUCCGAAGGGUUAUUACGGCAAUAAAACUUAGAGAGAAGUCAGAGCAAUAAGUAAGAAAGAGAGAGAGUCAGAUAUAUUAAUCGAUUCUGAUCUGGGAUCCUUUACAAGAGGAGUAAAGGCUGCUAUUUAUAGCAGUCAUAAAUGCUAGGCGGGGACACGUGUCAAACAUCUGACGGCCGAAGGUCACCUCAAUCGGAGUGGCACCGGCAUUUUCAUGUGCACUGUAUUAAUUGCGGUGAUUGAACGUGAUGCCGCAUUGAAUGAGGUGGUUGCCUGUCUCUAAAAGAAAUAUUCGCCGAGAGGGCUUGUUGCCGAAUGCAUCAUAUACCCGAAGGCAUCAUAUAGCCGAAGGCAUCAUAUAGCCGAAGGCUAUAUACAGUCGAGGGCAUGACAUAGCCGAAGGCUAACAUUUUAGCCAGAAUUUCCCAGAAGCUUUGCGGGUCCAUAUCAAGUUGUCUCCUAGAAUUUGGAGCCUUCGGCCAUGGGGCCGAAGGCAUCCACAUGUGCACAGUGGGCUUCUUCAUGCUUGGGCCGCUACGUUUGGGCUUUGUGUGCUCAUCGGGCUUGAUGGGCCCGUGUAGGAGAAGUAGGAGUCUGUGGGCCGGGGGUCCCUGGGCCGGGGGUCCCUGGGCCAUGUACUCCAUCAGGAGUCCCCCACUCCUUUUGUCGAAAGGUACUUGAGAGAAAAUGAGUAAUUGUGCUGAUGCGUCGAUUCUGCCGAAGACUUUCCCGCUGUGGCAGAUGAUUUCAAUUGAUGUUUUCCUCUCUGGUAUUUGCCGAGGGCAUUCCCUCAGUCCCCCACAUGUCGAGGGCUGAGGGCUCAUGAGGCCCUUCUCCUGGUGGUGCGAAGGCCGCUUUGUCACUAUGUGUACAUUGGCUGAAGGCGAUCAAGAGGAUUUUUAUUUUUGCUUAUGUACCGAGGGGUAUGUUGGUAACAUGUGUCCUUUGUAGAUUUUUUGCAUGUGUGAAUUUUUUGUCCAGUGUUUUCCUGAGGGUGUAUCCCAGCCCUCCACUCCUUUAGGGCAAAGACUAGUUCGGGCUGAAGGAGUUAUUGUGCACCGCAUAGACCCGAGGGCAUAUGUUGGCGAAGGGUGUAGCAAUAUCUGAUAACCCGGAGGCUUCAUGUAUAGCUGAUGCGUGAUUGCCGAAGGGUCACUUGAAGGAAUGUGCAUCGAGCCGAAGGCAUAUCGUUCUAUUGUUCGAAGGGUGUCAGCUGAGGACAUUAUUGCAAUGUGGCCGUUGAAAUAUAGCCGUUGGUGGUGGUGUCCACGUGGCAUGCGUCCGUUGGCUAAAAGAGGGCGGGUGCCAACCAUUGACCAAUACCACAGCCCGUAAUGAUGGGAUUUUAACUGGAGGCCCAUGCCUCGAGGCUAACCGUGGUUGGGGGCCUAUAAAUACCCCAAGGCCACACCCAUUUGGCUUGUGCGUUUAGAACUGAGGUGAAGCUCUGUCGAAUUUUCUAGAGAGAUAAACAUUUGCCUUCGAUCAAACUCAAGUCUUCGAGGUCAGUUCUUCAUCUGCUCUUCGCUUCUCUAGUAUAUUUAGUUUUCCUCUGCUUAGGUCUUGUGUUAGAGACUUUAGAAAGCCUUCUUUCCUCACAUCCCCUUCACCGUAGAUCCGAAGGAUGUCCUCAGAAAGUGAUUCUCAAAAUAUUUCCAGGGAGGCCCCACUCCAGUCAGAGAGCUACUCAGAUGUUAAGUCUUCGAGCGAGCAGCUUUUGGCGCGUGAUGAUUCUGCCGUAGCUAAGGAGGUUCAAGACCAUCUUCGGACCGAAGCGGAGGCUGAGGAAUUCGAACAAGUGGUAGAGGAUGAAGAAAUGGCCCUUGUGUAAUGCCCGAGAUUAAUUUAAGAGGAUUAAUAGUACUACUCAUACCAACAGAGGUGCAUCUCCUUUUAAGGGAGCUCAUCAACCAAGAACUCCAAAGUUAAGCGUGCUUGCACGGGAGUAGUCUUGGGAUGGGUGACCCCCCUGUGAAGUUUCUAAGGGCGCGCACGAGUGAGGACAAAUGCACUGUAAAGGCUCGUGGUGGUUUGUGACCCCCUGUGAAGUUUCUCAGGGCGCGCACGAGUGAGGACAAAGUGUGCGGUAAAGGCUCGUGGUAGUUUGUGAGGACAGUACUAGAGGUCAGAAGUAACUACCUCGGGCCCUGUGGGGCCGGGGUGUUAUAUGUGGUAUCAGAGCAACCCUGCAACAGUGUGCUGACCCGUUGGAUUUCAGGCGGGCACUUAGCGGGACAAGAUUCUGGGGUUUGAUUGAGAUUGUUAAGGGCGCAACGAGGACGUUGCGAUUCUAAGUGGGGUGAUUGUAAUGCCUGAUAUUAAUUUAAGAGGAUUAAUAGUACUACUCAUACAAACAGAGGUGCAGCUCUUUUUAAGGGAGCUCAUCAUCCAAGAACUCCAAAGUUAAGCGUGCUUGCACGAGAGUAGUCUUGGGAUUGGUGACCCUCUGAGAAGUUUCUCAGGGCGCGCACGAGUGAGGACAAAGUGCACGGUAAAGGCCCGUGGUGGUUUGUGAGGACAGUACUAGAUGUCAGAAGUAACUACCUCGGCCCCUACGGGGCCUGUUACACUUAGCCCUCCAAGUCACUGAGGAGGAGGAGGAGGAGGAGAAUGAGAGGCAGAAGGUUACCCAUCGUUGUCCUUCCUCCGCAAAAUGCCGGUGAGGCGAGCAGGUCCCGACCUCUCGACCCGGAACCUCUUAGGGUGGCCCCGGGUAGGAAAGAGAAGAAGGUGAGGGCUGCACCAAAGAAGAAGAAGCCAGCUAUUGUAGACGCUGGGCAGCCGGUAGGUAUCCCCGAAGGCCACUCAUAUCUGAAUACCACGGUCGAGGAUGUGAAGAUGAGGGCAACGAGUGCCGAAUAUCAAGCUAUGCAGUUCUUCGCAGGCCCCUCGGCAUGCGUGGUGGAACCGGGGCCAAAUGACGUAUUGUUGUGCGCGCCCGAGGGAUGUUUUGCCGUUCACAUCUUGUCAGUAGAAUUGGGGCUCCAGGUCCACUCCACCCAUUCGUGUUGGAGUAUUUGAGGUUCGUGAAGCUGGGCCCCUAUCAGUUGACACCCAACAACCACUCUUACGUGGCUGGUUUCCUUUCCAUAUGCCAGAGUCGGGGGGUCGAACCCACUUUAGACCAGUUCUUUCUUUAAUUUAAUCUCUGCUAUGGUGGACAUUCAAACGCCGGAGGCUUCGCCAAUUUGCAGCAAGUCCCGGAGUUCAAGCUAUUCUUCGAAGUUCCUUCGUCCCACAAAGGAUGGAAGGACAAGUUUUGUUACAUCUGCAUGGUGAAGAACCCCUUCCCUACCCCUCUUUGUGAUAACUUCCGGAGGCACCCAAAGGUAAGGAGCGCUGCUCUCGAGAGGAAUGGGAGGUAGCUUGCUGAUAAGCCGGAGGGGUCUGAUAAGCUGGUGACGAUUAAAGAUGCCACCCUUCCGGAUGAACUAUACCGACUGGACUUCCGCCGAUACCGGCUGAUGGGGGAGAAAGAUGAGAGAUACCCCCCAUAGAUUGUGUUUACGAGAGUGCCGGAGGUGAUUCCCGAAGGCCCCUCUUUUUGUACUUAGCGUUUUUCUUGUGUUUUGUUAUUGUAGUAUAACACUUAUAUGUUUUCCUUUGUUUCAUCGGGGAGGCCAUGGAUGUGAGAUCUUUCGCCAAUCUGAAGAAGAAGUUGGUCAAGGAGCCAAAGAAGAAGGAGAUGGGGACCCAAAAACCCGUUGAUGAAUUCUUCAAGAAGGAUGGUGAGCCCCCAUCGGCAGUUCCUGCUGCCCUUGCUGAUGUCGAGGCCGGAGGCACCCAAGCCUCGGCUGUAAAGAAGAAGAUGACGGAAAAAACCGUGGUACCCGCCGGGAAGAAGCAGAAAAAAGGGGAUGUCGGGAAGAAGGCUGCCCCCGCUGUGAUCGUUGAGGAGCACCCCUCUUCCGAGCCCCCGUUCAUGACGACGACGACCCCUCCCAACCCCCUUUGGAACAAAUGGGUGAGAGGGGCUUGUCCUGGUAGAAUGUACAGUUCUCCAUUAAAAAGGGAGCUGCCAUCAUGCAUGGCAUCCUGGACCCGAGGGAAUUCCUGAGGGGUGCUACCCCUCAGUUGGAUAGGUCAGCCCUCAGCCGGUAUGAGGAUGACUUCCUCGAUUCCAAGAUUCUCCAUGCUUCUAUCACUGUAAGAUUCCUCAUAUUUUUUGUCUCCUUAGUCAAUUGGCCUUAGCGUACUUAGCAUAGUAGUCUAACUCUUAGCGUUUUCUUAUUUGCUUGCAUCGGCCUCGGCAAGCAGCUCCGGAGUGUGGAAAAUUUGCGCCUCCAGAAGGUGCAGUCUGACGAGACUUUAAAGAAGCUUGUCAUAGAAAAUGCUGCCGCCGUGAGGAAGAUGGCGAGAUUGGAGGAAACCUUCCGACUGGCCACCGAGUGAAUGGAGCAGAAGUUGGAGGCCGCCAGAAAAGAGGCCAGAGCCGAGGGCAAGGCCGAAGCUUAAAAGGCCGAAGCUGAAAAGGCCGCUGCCGAGGCUUCCAAGACAGCUGCCGAGGAAGCCGAGAUAGCCAAGAAAGAGGCCAUCGCCCAGGCUAGGAAGGAUGAUAUUGUCUCCUUCAUCGCUGAUGGUUGGAAAGCCGAGGAGUACAAGCAAUGGCUGGCUUUGGUAGUGGAAGCGACCGUUGAUGAUUGGGCUGGAGGCCUUGGCGCUGAAUGGUUAGCCCGGAAGGGUAAAGCUUACUAUGACGGGGGUGGGUUCUUCACUCAAGCCCUCAUCUAUCAGAGGCUUGCUCGGCGUUUUAGGGUGGAUCUAAAGGAAUUUGACACGGAAGCCUAUGACCUUCCCCCCUUCAGCUAGACAUCUGAAUCCCCCUCCCUCCGGGUUUUGAGAGGCCAUACCUCGAGGAUUCCGAGCUGAUGCGAGAGGGACAGGACGACGAGGACGAUGAGGAUGCUGAAGAUGAUGCCGCCUCCCAGCUGAAGGAUGGAGGAGGAAAUGUCCAAGCUUAAGAGAUUUGUUCCUUAGCAUUUUUUGUGUUUUGUCUUUGUAAUAGAUGUCUAACCUUCAGCCUCGGCCAGAUAUGUGUGUAAACACUCUUAUGCUUUCACUAUCUAUACUAUGAAUGCCUCCGUUUUUUAUGUAUGAAUUCACUUGUCUUUCGCUUUAUGAAUGGAUAUGUUGUUGAUUCCCCCAUCUUCAUUUAUGCCUUCUUCAAUUUUUAUGAAUGUAUGUCUGUUUUAUGAAUCCCCAUGAGUCGACCGAGGGCCAAACGUUUAGGACUUAGAAAGGUUUCUAAGUAAGUUCACCACUGAGCCCUCAGUCAAUGCCUUCCUUUCUUCGUGUGAAACAGCUAGCCCUUCGUCAUCUACCGGGGGGGUCUGGUGUUGUGAACUUAGGAAAUUUUCCGGGUAAUUUCAUGAACCUGCCCUCGGUUUAUAACCGGUUUUAGCUGAAUUCCCUUAGUAAAGUAUGGUGGAGCCUUCGGGUAAUACAAUCUUUGAGGAAAAAUUGCCCUCAAGCCUUCGGUAUAUAGAGUUUCCGGUGCAGUUGAAACCUUAUGUAAACUCAACUUCCUUUGAGGGGUCUCAGCUUUGAGACUUGGAAAUUUUCCACUUUGCCAGGAACCUGGAAAAACUCUUGCACUUGAGCCCAAGUUCUGAUAUUGUGCCCUCGGUAUUUAGCCUUCCUUUAUGUGGAGCACCAAACUCCUCAUAAUGCAUCUGAGGGGUAUGUAACUGUAGACUUUAGGGAACUUCCAGGAAAAAUUCCACACCGAGCCCUAGCUCGACCCAUAGUGUCUUCCCGGGAUCCUUACGCUGGUGGACUUAGGAAAUUUCCGCUUUAGUAGAAUUUGUAGAAAACAGUGCAUUCAAGUCCUCGAGACGUUGAGAACAUGUCCCUCAUAAGUUUAGACUUUUGAUUUGAAGUGCCAUGGCCGAGGUCAGUUUGGUGUGAGAUGCCCUCGGCAUGAGUUCAGUUAGAACCCCAUACAAACAUUGAGUCCCCGUGCAAAACCAAAAUCCUUACCCAUGGCUUUGGUUAUCAGACUUAGGAAGAUGCACUCCCUUGAAAUGCGUAGUGUUGUAGCCAUCGGUGAGGGUCGUGAUAUGAUAAUUUUUCGAAGCCUUCGGGCAUUUAGUUAAGUUGUCUUGGACUUGAAGAAUCCGUGGCUUUGCAAUAAUAUCCCUUCGGAAAAUGCUCCUCAUGAUGGAGUUCCCGUUAUAUAAUGGGCUUACUCCCCCUACUACCUUUUUUUGUGUGCAGGGGAGCUUCAAGAAACUUGGUUUCUUGGGAGGCUUGGCCUAUGUGGGAGGCAUUAGAAUAAACCGUUGGCUCCCCCUUAGGUAUUGACCUUCCAGAUACCGAGGGGUUUGAGGGUCGUUUCCUUGACCGAGACAUCGUCUGUUUCCUACCUCCCCUUGGGGGAUGACACGGAAAGCGCCUCGGUUUUGAAAGUCGUUCCCUCAGCUCGAGACAUGGUCUGUUGCCUGCUUCCCCUUGAGGGAUAGCGCGUGAAGCAUUUCGUUUUUGAAAGUCAAAUCCUGGGCCCGGGACAUGGUCCGUUGCCUGCCAUUCCCUUGGGGAAUGGCGCGGAAAGCGUUUUACGGAAGGGUUUUAUUUGUGUGUGAAACACAAACGUCCGGAGGUACUUGGUACCUUCCGGUGCCGAGAGGUACGUCCCUUUAGUUUUUUUAUUAUUUUUUUAUGUGUGUGUACAAACAUGCAUGAACUAAUAUAUGCCUGGGGGCGUCCUCGAGGGGGCGGCUUAGUGAAGAUCACUUGGUAUUUUUAAGAAUGGUGGGCAUAUUUCGCACACUCUAUACUUGGUACCUGGUGUUACGGUGUCACACUUUAUUCAUCCUUAUGAAAGGGAGGGGCCUUGGGCUGUUGAUCACGUAUAUUGGUGAGUGGUGAGGGCUUGGCCACUCAUAUGCACUUUGUACUUGGUACUUUGUGUCUCAACGUGUAUUUAUUCUUCUGAGAAAGAGGGGGCCUUGGGUCGUUGGACAACGUACAUUCGUGAGUUAUGAGGGUUUGGCCACUCAUAUGAACUGAUAGAAUUUGACUAGGUGGUGUACAUUCCAAUGUCUAGGGACCUCGGUCUUAUUGGGGCGUUUUAGCUUGUAUGUUCCAGGUUCGAUGAUGGUUGUGACUAUGUAUGGCCCUUCAAACUUUGGUGCCAUUUUUCCGCCCUCGGUUGGUUGACUAGCAUCCCUCCUACAGAGGACGUAGUCCCCCACUUGAAAUUUUCGGGAACGGACCUAGGCGUCGAUGUAGCCUUUUACUUGUCUUCGGUAGUUCUCCGCCCUUAGGAAGGCUUGCUCUCGGCGCUCCGAGAUUAUGUGAAGCUCGAGGGCCAUAUUGGCAUCGUUGACCUCAGGUUCGUAUUGAUCCACCCUUCGGGUGGGGAGAGUUACCUCAGUGGGAGCUUUAGCUUCGAACCCAUAACACAUGGAGAAGGGUGUUUCGCUAGUUUCCCUCCUAGGGGUGAUGCGGUAGGCCCAUAAGAUGUUGUGAAGCUCUUCUACCCAGCUCCCCCCUUCGAGUUCCAGCUUCUUCUUUAACCCUUCCAGCAGAGUUCGGUUAGCGUUCUCCACUUGACCGUUCCCUUGAGGGUAGGCAACUGAUGAGAAGGUGUGUUUGAUGCCCCAUGCCUCUAGUAGGGGGCAGAAGGGGGCUGCCUCAAACUGAGUUCCAUUGUCGGAGAUGAUUUGUUGGGGGGGCGCCGAACCUUGUGAGGAUGUUUUUGAGAACAAAAUGGCGGCACCUGGCCUAAGUAAUGCUGACGAGGGGCUCCGCCUCCACCCAUUUGGUGAAGUAGUCUAUGGCCACGGUGAUGUACCUGUUGUUGGAGGUACCCCUCAGUAGUGGGCCUACUAGGUCGAUGCCACACCUGGAGAAUGGUAUUUUGUGCUGAUGGGGGCGUAGUUAACCGCUGGCCAUUGGGGAGCCUUAUGAAAGUGUUGACAGGCGGCGCACCUUCGGGCGAGAGUUGCACAAUCUCGGGCCAUCGUAGGCUAGAAGUAGCCUUGGACUAUAAGUCUUCGGGACAUAGAGAAGGGUCCAUGGUGAGCUGAGCAAGUGCCACUGUGCACUUCCUCCAUUGCAACUUCGGCUUCAUCCUGAUGAAGGCACCGGAGUAAUGUGCCGUUGUAGGAUCGUUUGUAAAGCCUUCCGUUUUCGAGGGUAUAGCUGGGAGCCCUCAGCUUUGCCAGUUUCGCGCGGGCUUUGUCCCCGGGCUUCGUCCUCGGGUAGUUGCCUUGUGGUGAUGAAGUUGAUGAUAUCCGAAAUCCAGUCCUCCGACCUUAGGUGUAUCUCCAUGACGGGGCUUGCAUGUAUGCUUGAUAGGUUGAGUUCCUUGAUCCUUGCGAUCUUUGAGAGGUGCUCCGGAGAUUCAGCCGAGAGCUUCGAUAGAAUGUCUGCCUCGGAGUUCUGAGCCCUCGGUAUUUGAGUGAGGGAGUUUGCGUCGAAUACCUUUAGCAAUUCCUUGGCCGCUUCCUUAUACUGCUUAAUUCUCCCUUCCUUGGCCUCAUAUUCCCCCGAGAUUUGGCCAACAACUAGCUUGGAGUUGCACUUCACAUGUAUUUGCUUAGCCUUUGGGUUUGCUGCCAGCCGAAGGCCACAUAGGAGGGCCUCAUACUCAGCUUCAUUGUUGGAGACCUUGAAGGAGAAGCAAAUGGCAUAGUAGGCUCAAAAGCCUUCGGGUGUGAUGAGAACGACGCCUCCCCCGCAUGCUUUGGUUGCCAAGGAGCCAUCUGUGUAGAGAGUCCACCAUUCGUCCAGGGGUGUUGGGGGCAUCUCGUCCACCGCAGAUCUUGUCGUGCAUUCCGUUACGAAGUCCGCCAGGGCUUGGCCCUUGAUGGCGGGCCUCGGACGGAUGUCUAUGUUGUAUUGGGUAAGAAAGAUAGGCCAUUUCACCAUUCGGGGGGGAGCUGGUGGGGCUCCUCAUCAAUGCGCCGAGGAGUUGGUGCGUGAGGACCUGGACCGGAUGGGCUUGGAAGUAAUCACUUAGCUUCUUGACGGUCCAAACGAUAGCUAGUAUCGUCUUCUCCACGGAAGAAUACCUGAGUUCUUCCUACCUGAGGGUCUUGCUGACAUAGAAUAUUGCAUGUUGGAUGUCGUCUUCCUCCCGAAUUAGAACCGAGUUGAUGGUCGCAGGGCUAACGCCAAGAUAAAGAUAUAACGUUUCCCCCACCUUGGGCUUGGACAGCACGGGGGGUGAAGACAGGUAUUGUUUCAAUUCUUCAAAGGCUUCUUGACACUCCGUUCUCCACUGGAAGCUGGCUGUCUUUCUCAUGGUUUGGAAGAAGGGGAUGGCCUUCUCUGCUGACUUAGAAAGAAAGCAAUUGAGGGCUGCCAGGCGGCCUGUCAACCUUUGGACUUCUUUCACGUUGUGUAGGGGCUCCAUGUUGAUGAUGGCCUGGAUCUUCUCGGGGUUGGCCUCGAUACCCCUUCGACUAACCAUGUAGCCCAAAAACUUCCCCCAUUGCACUCCGAAGGUGCAUUUCUUCGGGUUCAACCGGAGAUUGAAUUUUUGCAUGAUGGCAAAAAUUUCCCGGAGGUCCUCAGCGUGGCUGGUGAUCGUUUGCUUUUGACGAUCAUGUCGUCGAUGUAAGCCUCCAUGGUGUGCCCUAGGACGGCUUGAAAGACUUUGGCCACCAUUCGGGUGUAAGUGGCGCCCAAAUUCUUUAGGUCGAAGGCCAUAACUAGAUAGCAGAAGAUUCCCUCGGGCGUCAUGAAGGCUGUUUUUUUCGCAUCCCCCUCAUGCAUAUAUAUCUGGUGAUAUCCUCGAAAAGCGUCGAGGAAAGACAUGAUUUCACAUCCCGCCGUUUCAUCCACCAGCUGGUCAAUGUUUGGUAGAGGGAAAGGGUCCAUAGGGCAUGCCUUAUUCAGGUCUGUGUAAUCCACGCACAUGCGGAAGGUGGGUGGUUUUUGUGCAACGACGACAUUAGCUAACCAUGAAGGGUAUUUUACCUCCCUGAUGUGUUUGAUGGAGAGGAGAAUAAAGACCUCUUUCUUUACGAAGUCCCUCCUUUCGGCUGAGAGAGGUCUUCUUCUCUGCUGCACAGGUUUUGAGGAAGGGUCCACUGCCAUGCGAUGAGUGAUCACCCUUCGGUGGAUUCCCGGCAUGUCCUCCGGCCCCAUGCCAAAACAAUGGAGUAGGUGCGGAGGGCCUCCGUGAUGCCGCUAGCCCAACACACUCGGCGCUGAUGAAGCCGGUGUUGGGGUAGGGCGUCAAGUCGUGGCCAAGGAGCCGGUCGUGAUGCGAAGUCGUCACCACUAUGAGGCUGAUCCAAAAGUCCAAGAAACGGUAGCCAUCCGAUGAAGGAAUGACUGAGACCGGUCUUGGGGAUAGAUAAUCACGCCGAGGCUGAGGGGCCCCUCAUGAUGUGCGAACGACGAUGAUGAGCCGAUCCGAUAAUAUGAUGACGAGGCAAGAAUGAAGCCGAUCGUCAUAUAAGGGUGAUGGUCACUGAUAGAGUAUAUCUAGAGAGAAGUGAGAGCUAGAGAGAGAAGUGCAAUGAUAUGCUUCAAUAGAAUGAUUUCGUAACCCUGAUAACUACCUCCAGAGGAAGUAUUUAUAGGGAAAAUACGGGCUGGGCUCCCAAGCCUUGGGCUUGGGAGGCCCAUUUACAACUGGACCGCUACUGGGCCGAAUACAAAGCCACUAAUGGGCUGUUCAAAUGAGUAAGUGUAAAAUCUGGUUCUGUGAGGUCUUCGUGGCCGACGAGGGCGUGGCCGACGAGGGCACGGCCGACGAGGGCACCCGGGUUCCUUGGAUUCAGGACCAUAUUCUGAGUUGGUACCUUCCCGGCCGACGGGGGUCCCUUGGCCGACGAGGGCACCACUCAGUGUCUUGUGCUUUCUGUUCUUUUGAGUAUGUGGGUCCGGGGGCUCAGACCCAUAUACUCCAUCAGGAGUCCCCCACUCUCUAAGCUGAGACGUAGACGGAGUGAAGGAGAGUAGAUUCCCGUGCUUUGGUGCUUUUGGCCGAUGCGGGCACUCCCAAGCCAUUAGCUAUUGCGGCGUUGGCGCUGUUUCCAUUUUGGUGAUCUUGUUCUGUGCUUGGCCGUUACCUGUUCCUCGCUGUGGACGGGGAGGCCGUUGUUUCCUUGGUAUGUUCGUUUGGGGAUGAUGAGUGUCCUGCUUCGAUGGCGGCCGUUGAAGGCGCGUUUUCCCUUUCUUGGACGUUGAUGGUCGAAAUUUACAUUUGGGCCGAUGAGGCCGUUGAGGUUGAACCUUGCUUCAAGGACGAUGGCGUCCUUUCCUUUGGGUGGCCGAUGAGGGUGCUUGCGCACUCCUUUUGGCCGUCGCUGAUUGGCUUUCGUGUCCUUGGCCGAAGAGCCCAUUAUGAUUAACUGUUGGCGGAGGACGAUGAAUGUCCUUGCCUUAGGUGGCCUGUUGGCCGUUGUUGAUGGUGUUAUGUGCCUUUGGCCGACGAGGCGCCGUGUUGUCCAAAGUGCCUGGCCGGAGAUGGAGUCACGAAGACCUUGGCGCCGUUGUGAUACAUGGACGAUGUGGCCAUGCUUUGUGGUUACAUUUGUGUUUGCAUUUUUCCUGUCUGUAUUGUUGAGGCCGAAGUAGUCCCCUAGUCCCCCACUGCUUCAGGCCGAAUAGUGUGAGGGGUGAAGGAGUUGCUUAAGUCCCUGGCCGAAGCGGCCUCUUCGUAGUGCCCCUGAAUCCAACCCUUAUGGCGAUUUUCUGGCCAAGGUAACCCUGUGGGAGAACCCUUGUGCACAGAUCGCUUGUAAAGAAUUAUCAUCAGAGGUCGUUACGAAGGCCGAUGGCUGCGGGUUCUUUGUUCCUUUGGUUCUGUGGCCGUUACGGGCGUUAAUGACGUUCCUAGCCGUUGUCAUCUCCUUAUCGCUUUGCUGGCAUUGUGAAGCCGGCAAGCGUAUAGGCCGUUGUGGGCGUUCGUUGUCCGUGUGAUCCGUAGGGUUUUGCUCCACCGGUAGGUUAGUUCUCGAGACCGGCCCAUUUCCGAAGGGGUGGCACCUCAUCGGCUGCUGGGAAGGUGACCGCUGAGGUGGCCAUUGAUAUGGUGCCACGUGUAGUGACCGUUGGGGAGUGUCUAUAAAUACCCCCCUCCUCCGAAGCGGUUCCUCACUUGCAUUCUUGAGAUAUCGAAGUGCUACCCAAAUUCCUAGAGAGAGAGAGUCUUCAAGGUGUUCUUCGAGUUCUUCAUACCUUCAAGGUUAGUUCUUGACUUGUUCUUCAAUUCCUUUGCAUACUUUGCUUCUCUGAGCCUUGAUCUAGUGUUAGUGGCCAAAACGCCUUAGAUCCGAAGUAAUUCCCCUUAGGCUCGUAAUAGUUGUUAUGAUGAAGAGCUUAGACGAGGAGUACUAUCCGUACGACGACCAGCCCUCCACUAGGUCCCUCGACUAUGAGGUGCUUGAGGAGUUCGAGGAAGAGAUAGAGCGUUUAAGUCCUUACAAGUCCGGAGAGCCUAUGGCCGACGAAGGUGAGGACGAGGAGUCCGCCUCGUCUUCAAAAGGUGAGGACGCGGGUGCGUCCCGAGUGGUGGACGGGGCGUCCACUUCCGCUGCUAUUCCGUGCCCGAAACCGGUGUCUGCCGUGAAGGGAGCAGAGAGGCCGAAGAGAAUAAGGAGGCCGAAGAGUGGGCCAGGCGUCUCCUACCUGGAUCUCACAAACAUUUACCUGAUCAAGCCGGAGAGCAGCGCGGCUGAUUACUUAGUUGCCCAAAUGUAUGUGGGGCCGUUCGGGAGGGUUAGGGCACCCAGGCCGACGGACCAUGUACUCAAUCCGCCACCGGGGUACUUCGGAGUAUACCCGAUGAGUUUCGCCAAGGGGCUGAGGUUUCCCCUUCAUCCCUUCAUCACCGAAUAUUUGGACAUGGUGGGACUUCCUCCGGCCUUGCUGACCCCGAACAGCUACUCGUUGAUGGUGGGAUUCUUGCUCCGUUGUGAGGAGUUGGGCUACAGGCCGACGACAGCUCUCUUCAUGAACCUUUAUCAGAUUGGCCGAGGAAGCCACAAGAACUGUGCGGCCUACGCUACUCUCCAACAGUUGCCGAAGAAGAGGAGCUUCACGGACUUGCCUUCGUCCAUCCAUGGUUGGAAGAGCAAGUUCGUUUUCGUGUCCCUUGGUGAGAACGACAUUGAAUUUCCCUCUCUCGGCCAUACUGGGAGGUUCAAUCUGCACGACCCGCCGAAGAGUUCGAUCUUGGACGCUCAGGUGGAGGCGUUCCUGGACGGGGGGCCGAGGAGCGUGAAAGACUACAUCACCGAGUAUAAGAUGACCGCCCUCGGCUUCUUUAGGUACUAUGUGUAUGGUGACAAGGAAGACGAUGUCCAACUGUGGCCGAGGAUGUCCACUACCUUUGAGGAGGCCGACGGCCCGGAUUUGGGCGUUCCUGCUUAGGCCGAUGGUAAUACUUUCUCCGGCUUUCUUCCUUUGUUUUUUGUCCUUUUGCCUUGCUAACCUGUUCAUUUUCCUUUGUGUAGACUUUGUGAUGGAUCGCCGUUCGAUCAUGGCCAUAGCCAAGGCCAAGGCGGCCGAGGAGUUGGCUGCGAAGGUGGUCGAGGCGGCAAGGCGUGCCGCGGCCGAGGGAGGCAGGGCUGCUGCUGGUGGGGCCCCGAAGCCUGCCCAGUCAAAGAAGAAACGGCCUCCCACUGACGGCCAGAAGAAGCUGACCGAGGCUGGUCUUAAUCUCGCCAAGAAGACGAAGAGGGCGCCGUCUCCUUCCCUUGCCGAUGAGGUCGGCGUCCUGACCGUCCCGAACGUGGACGAUGGUGGUUCUGGCUCUGCUGCUGCCGUCGUGGAUCUUACCGCUGCUCCUUCCAGCGCCGUUGCUCAGCCGCUCCCUCUCGGCCAGGAGACUCAGACGAAGCGGGCUGGCAAGGAGAUUGCCACUGCCACUUACCAAAAAGUGGUGGAGUACCCCGUUGGCGGGGGUGUCUUUGACGAUGCCGUUGACGGCCAUGAUGUGCUUGCCCAAGCCAUGCCGGCCAAGGAUCGGGCCUACCUCAAGAGGCUCGGGGACGUCAAGGUCUAUGAAGGCGGGAUGGACCUCAUCGUCCAAGGUGCCUUCAUGCUCAUGGAGAGCCACAAAAGGAAAGAACGGGAGAUUGCUCGUCUGAAGGAGCUCGAGCAAAAGUCUGCCUCGGCCGAUGAGGCGAUGGCCUGCUUGGAUCGGCUCCGAGAGGAUGCCAAGGCUCUGCAGAAGAGAGCCGAUGAGGCUGCUGCAGCGAGGGACGAUGCCUUGGCCAAGCUCGCGGAGAGCCAGAGAGCGCUUGAGGUUGAGCGGCGCAAGAAUGAUGAAGUCAUGAAGGCCAAGAUUGAGGCCGAGGCUGCCGCUGUGAAGGCCGCUGAUGAGGCCGUUCAAAAGUUCCUGGCCGAGGGAUGGAAGGUCGACGAGCAGCUCCCCUGGUGCUAUGAAGUGGUGGCCGCCAAGCUCAAAGAUUGGGGAAUGAACUCCCCCGCUGGCCAAGAGUACUUUGGAAGGGAGAUGUCCGUGUACUACAACAUGGGCCAAGAACGGAUGCAGAGGCUCCUGUGCCGGCGGCUGGCGCGUGCCCUUAAAGCAAUGAACUAUACCUCUGGGUGGGCGAGGCGGAACCUGAGGCUUCCCAGGCUGAUGAAGGAUCCCGAGGAGCAGGCCAAUCUUCCUCUUCCGGAAAGGGAGGCCCCAAUCGAAAGUUCCGGCCCCGGCGAGCCGGACUAUGACGAGUUUGAUUUCUUGGAUGAUGCCACAAGCUCUGCAGCUGCCGCCGGCCAGGAGACUGAGGCCGAGGAGGAAGCCGAAGAUGCCGGAGAUCAAACCCAGGCUGGGCAUGAUGGAGGUGCCCAAGAGACUUGAUCGGCUACUCCCCGUUCCCUAUCUUGUAAUCAGUUACCUUUUUUUUCCUGCCCAUGUGAUGUAAUGGCCGAAGCGCCCACCAAUUGUACUUAAAUUGUUGAUGAAUGAACGUUUUGUUGUCCUGCUCGGCUUUGAAUGUCUUGUAUGUUUAUUCCCUUUUGCUAUUUCAAUUUUGAAAUUUGUCUAAGUGUUAAGUUACAACUUAGGUCACCCGCGAGUGUUUAUUACGUCCGUGAGGUAGUCCAUUUAGUCUGGUGGCAUUGUCGGCCUGUCCGGUGUUACUUCGCUGUCGUAACACUUGGGAUUUAUCCAUAAAUUUCCUAAGUGUUUUAGAUCCACUUAGGUGCUUUCUUUCCGUCCUGACCGAGGCGGGCAAGCUGGGGUGUCCGCUGCGUCUUGGCAUUGUCGCAUUCUUCUUGUUGUUAGAAUUUUUCUAAGUGUCCAACUUCAAGUAGGUGGGUGUUCUCAUCGUCCUGGUGUUGAGCCUCUCCUCAGUGUUGACAAAUGCUUUGGAAAAUUCCCUAAGUGUUGAACCGAUGUUGUUGUUGUCGGCCCGGUGUUCUUCGUGGCCGUUGUGUUCCCUUGUUCCUGAUCUGAUCAGGGAGGUCGGCCUGGAUCCUUGUGUUGUGGUCGAUAAGGGUACACGGGUUGUUGUCCCCUUCGGCCUUGUAUGUCUUCGUUUCUUGCCUUGGGUCAUUUGAACUUAGUUUUUUGAACAUAGAAAUUUUUCUAAGUAUAAAUGCAAGACAUAGGUAGCUAACGGCCUGCGAGUAUACAGGUGCCCGCUUCGUCUAGAGUUUCUCCAUUUAAAUAUUUAGAGUUUUUUCUAAGUAUAAAUGCAAGACAUAGUUCCUUCUUUGUGGUACCGUUGGCGGCCAAGAGAUGGCCCUACCUUCAUCGGCCAAGGUCUGGCUUUGUGGCCGAUGAGGGUGCCUUUUGCUUUCCCCAAGAGUUUCUCUAAGUGUCGGAAUUCUCUUAAGGAACCUUUUUCCUCAGGAAUUUUGUCUAAGUGUUUGGUAAACACUUGGACAAAUCCCCAAAGAUCUUCCGCUUGGCCAACAGCCUGGGUUUUAGUGCCUGUAACGGCCAUCCGGAAUGCUGUGGUCGGUAGGGAUUGUUGCUUGAAUGCUUAAUUCGUCCGCGGGUGUGAUACUGCCCGCUUCGUCCUGGUCGUCCUCAGGAUUGAUACUGCCCGCUUCGUCCUGGUCAUCUUUCAAGAUUGUAAUUCUUUAUUUCAUACUAAGUGUUGGUGCUUCAAAGAGCUGUGGCCGAUGAAGGUUACCACUCGCGUGUCACCCAACCACUGGUUAGGGUUUUAUAGGCGUAUGCUUCGUCCUUGACGAUUCCCUUGUCUGUGAUGGGCGUAUGGCCAUAUCGUCCAUGUCACCUGUUAGUGGUACUACACUUGUGUUCAACUGAUAUGUACUUAGCCAAGUUUGGUCGGAGUUGUGGGGAUUUUAUUUUUCCAUUGCUCGAGGCCGGCAAGUGCGCGCGGUCCUCGGCUUCCCUCCUUUUUUUCCUAUUUCAGGGGAGUAUCCUUCUUUCAGGCUUCGGCCGAAGGGUGUGCUCGUCCUUCGGUCGGUUCGGACUUCGUUUAUAACGUCCGUGAUCUCAGGGCGGGUCCCGUUGCCUAUUUAUGACGCGGGCUAGACUUUUGGUCGGUUUCCAACGGCUGUCAUUGCCCAUCCCUGAGUUUUGGGAUUUUGUCACCUCGGCCAUGAUUUCAGGCCUGUCGUCCUGCGAUCCGGCGCGUGGACGACGCGAUGAGCUUCCCGUUUCAAGACGUGGGCCGUUUGCGGGCCCCUGGUCCUGGGGACAUCGUCGGCCAUACCUGAGCGUUUCACUUCUAGGCUUACGGGGCCAGGACGAUGUGCUCUCUCAGCUAGGCCUGAGCCCUUCGCUGAUACAAAAUACAAUGGAGUGCCUGAGCUUGUCGCUCGUAGGCUGCAAAUGCAAGGUGCCAUGUCGGCCAUACCUGAGUCUUUCGCUCUAAGGUGGCUGAUGAGGGCACUUGCUAAUAUUUUACUUUAAAUUCCAAAGAAAAAAUCAAGAGGAACAUGAUUUUAUUCAUAAGUGGCUCGAGGCCAAGGGUGGCGUUCAAUCAGUAACCCGUUAAGGGGUGAGGGCUUCGCCGUCUGCACCUCCUUCGGAUUACUGAUAAAACUUCACCAGAUGGUGUACAUUCCACGUUCGUGGUACAUUGGACCCAUUCGGGUGUUUAAGCUUGUAGGUGUCGGGUUUGACCACGACACUGACGAUGUAGGGCCCUUCGUACUUCAAUGCUAGUUUGCCACCCUCUGUCGGCUGGCUUGCUUCCCUUCGGCGGAGGACGUAGUCCCCCACUUGAAAUUCUCGGGAACGUACCUUGGCGUCAUAGUAUGAUUUUACUUGACGCCGGUAGUUCUCUGCUCGGACGUAAGCUUGCUCACGCCUCUCGUCGACCAGGUGCAGGUCAAUCUUCAUGUUUUCUUCGUUGGCGUCAGGCUCGUAUUGUUCCACCCGACGGCUGGGGAUGGCAACUUCCGUGGGUGCCUUUGCCUCAAAGCCGUAGCACAGGGCGAAAGGCGUUUCACCUGUCGCCCUCUUCGGCGUAGUUGUAAGGAAUAUCUGUAUUUAGAUUUUGAUGAUGCUAGAUUAAUUAGGACUUUAGAGUACCCCUAUUUAGACUUAAUGUAUUAGAAUUUUCAUUUGUAAAGUUCUUAGUGUAAUCGACUUGGCAGAAUGCCUUCAGAGCAGAAGACCUUCUGAGCAGAAGGGCUCCGAGAGCAGAAGACCCUCGUAAGGCAUUAUUGAAAUAGAGGACCUUUGGUUCUUUGCUCCAGAACAGAAGACCUCAGGGUCUCUGUUAGCCUUUACUCUGACAGAAACCCUUCUGGGUCUCUGUUGGAUAUAUUCUCAACAGAAGUGCUCCAGACCUCCUCUGUUCAACUCUCAGUUAAAGACACCAGAAGGUCUGACACUUAGAAGAAUUCCACAAAACCGGGAAGUCAACCAAAAGAUUCCUUCAACGGCUAGGAGUAUUAAACGGAAAAGCUACAGUACGCGCAUUAAAUGCUCAUUUAAUGCUCCCCAUGCUCCGUAGAGUAAUUGCAGAUGAUUGACCGCAAUGUCAGGAAUACUUUAUCCCAAAAUAGUAACCCGCCAACUUUACCGGGCUCUACUGGUCAAGUCAACUGAUCGCUCAUUUAAUGCAGUUGUCCUCCUACUCCUCCAACGGGAAGACAACCUCAGUAUAAAAGAUACACUACGAAGAACAACCGGAUAACUUUGCAAUUUUUGCUAACCAUUGCUACAACUCUUCAUACAAGAAAUUCAAACGCCUAAAAGCAAAAAGCCUCAUUGAGAUUAACACUUCAUCAUCUUCUACAAGAGAAGGCAGAAGUUGGAAAAAUACUUUUUCCAACUCAAGCAAAGUUCCAAGUGUUCUUCAACUCUUCAAGCUCAUCACAUAGAAAUCCUUUGUAACGAAGCUAGUUGGAGGAACCCCUGUUUUAACAGAAACUCUUCUUGCUACAAGAAGGACGUCCAAGUAACUUGAGUAGUGAAGUGGUGAUACUUCCAGGAAGCUCAGUGAAAGGACCAGUCUUAAAGGAAGCCAGGUAGUGCAUCCCAGGAGACAUCUACACUUGAGGAAGACGUGGAGAGCUUCUUAAGUGAUAAGGCUAAGGCAUUGUAAACGGAAGUCUUUACAGCUUAGUGGAACAAUGGACUAGAGGAACAAGUUGUUCCUUGAACCACUAUAAAAAUCCCUGGUGUCAUUUACUUACUGCUUUAAUAUUUGCAUUUAGAUAGAACUGUCUAACUCCUCAGACUUGGUAUCUGUGUUCAGCAGAACUUGUCCUACGAGUUAACAGAAGGCCUACUGCCUUUGCUUCUCUGAG